UUUUCUUUUCUUUCUCUCCUUUAAGCCCUAGAAAUGGAUCAAAAUUACGUCCAAGGGUUGCACAAUCUUUUGGUGCAGUCAACGAGCAGCGACACUGUUCAGCUCAAGGCUGCUACUGCCACGCUGAACAAGGAAUACUACAAAAAUCCAGCAUGCAUAUCUGCUCUCGCCAGCAUUAUCGCAAGCUCACCCGAGAAUGCGGUGCGCCAACUUGGCGCCGUCGAGCUUCGGAAACGUAUCCUACAAAAAAGCGGCGACCUAUGGAUUCAGCUCCCACAGGAAGAGCGCCAGACGAUCAAGUCUAAGCUUCCUGAGCUGGUUCUGCAAGAGCCGGAAAAAAUCAUUCGUCAUGCGGAUGCACGCGUCGUUGCCGCUAUUGCUUCAAUCGAAAUACCUCUGGGCACCUGGCCUGACCUCCUUCCCUGGCUCAACCAACAAUGUGCAUCGCCCCAAGUCUCAACGCGCGAGGUCUCCAUCUUCAUUCUCUUCACCGUUCUGGAACAUAUCGUAGAAGGUUUCCAAGAACAUCUGCAGAACUUCUUCAAGUUCUUCGAGGGCCUGCUGGUGGAUCCCGAAAGUAUCGAAGUUCGAAUCACUACUGUCCGGGCAUUGGGCGUGAUCGCUCAAUAUAUCGAUGCUGACGAUAAAGCAGACAUUAAAUCAUUUCAAGCCCUUGUUCCUGCGAUGAUUGGAGUUGUUGGCCAAGCCAUCGAAGCGGGUGACGAGGCGGGCGCUCGCCAGCUCUUUGACGUCUUUGAGACAUUGCUUAUCCUCGAAAUCCCUGUUCUUGGCCCACACAUCUCUCAGCUUGCCUCAUUCCUCCUCCAGUGUGGCGGAAACAGUGCGCUUGAUACUGACAUGCGCAUUCUCGCUCUGAACGCUCUCAACUGGACUGUGCAGUACAAAAAGUCGAAGAUUCAAGCCCAGAACUUAGCAGGCGCCAUUUUGGAGGGCCUGAUGCCCAUCACUACUGAACCUGAGCCCGAAGACGCUGACGACGAUGCUCCAUGCCGAUCAGCACUCCGUAUCAUUGACGGCCUUGCUACCUCCCUCCCUCCUUCGCAAGUCUUCCCUGCUUUGCGUACUCUGAUCCAGGGCUACUUCUCUUCGCCCGACCCCAAUCGCCGACGUGGGGCCAUGCUUGCUCUUGGUGUCGCCGUGGAAGGCUGUAGCGAGUUUAUGACGCCCUUAAUGCCGCAUGUGUGGCCGGUUAUCGAGGCCGGCCUCCAUGAUUCCGAUGCGUCGGUUCGUAAGGCAAGCUGUGUGGCCGUGAGCUGUCUUUGUGAGUGGCUCGAGGAAGAUUGCUCCGCAAGACAUGCCACCCUCGUCCCUGCCAUCAUGCAACUUGUCCAUGAUCCAGCUACCCAACGCUCGGCGUGCACGGCUCUUGACGCUCUCCUGGAGAUCCUUCAUGACGUCAUCGACCAAUAUCUCCAACUUAUCAUGGAACAGCUUGCUGGAUUGCUGGACUCCGCUCCACUCCCGGUCAAGACGGUUGUCACCGGGGCCAUUGGGAGUGCCGCUCAUGCCUCCAAGGAAAAGUUCUUGCCAUACUUCCAGCCCACAAUGAAUCGUCUCCAGCAUUUCCUUAUCCUGACUGGCGAAGGCGAAGAAACCGAACUUCGUGGCAUCGCAAUGGAUGCCGUCGGCACAUUUGCUGAAGCUGUUGGCACGGAUGUUUUCCGUCCUUACUUCCCCGACAUGAUGAAGCAGGCAUUCCAGGGUCUUGAGAUGGGUUCUGCUCGUUUGAGGGAGUGCAGCUUUUUGUUCUUUAGUGUGAUGGCCCGCGUGUUUGGCGAGGAGUUCAGCCCUUACCUGGGCAAUGUCGUCCCUGCUCUUUUGUCCAGCUGCAGUCAGACAGAACACGGCGAGGAGAACUUGGCAAAUGACGCUGAAAUUGCAGCUGCUUUCGCCUCAGGAUCAUCGCCUGCAAACGCGAUUUCCCUGACCGAAGAUGGUGACGGUGAUGCCGAAAUCGAGCUGGAGGACGUCGACGUCGACAAGAUGCUUGAGGUCAACAGUGCCAUUGCGGUAGAGAAGGAGAUUGCGGCCGAUACUAUUGGUGCGCUCUUCGCGGCCACUCGUGGCCACUUCUUCCCCUUCGUAGAGCAGUGUACACUGGAGCUGGUCAACCUGUUGAGCCACUACUACGAGGGCAUCAGGAAAUCGGCCACCGACUCUCUACUAGAGAUUGUCCGCACUUUCUACGAGCUCAGCGACCAUCAAGACUGGCAGCCGGGUGCCUCUGUGCAGGUUCCCUUGAGCCCGAAUGUCAAGGAGCUUGUCGGACACAUCAUCCGCCCACUCCUUGAGAUGUACGAGACCGAGGACAACAAGAGCGUUGUCGCGGCGCUUUGUGUCGGUUUGGCCGAGACGAUCAACAAGAUUGGUCCGGCCUUUAUUGAAGGGCAGCUCGAGAACAUCUGCAGUAUUGCAGCUCAAGUCCUGGAGCAGAAGGCUCUUUGCCAGCAAGACCCUGAUCAGGAGGAAGACGAGGAGGCUCCUGAAGACCAGGCCGAGUACGACUCGGUUCUCAUCUCUUCGGCGGGCGAUCUUGUCUCAGCCUUGGCGAACGUACUUGGUGCCGACUUUGUUCAGCCCUUCGCGACGUUCUAUCCUCUGAUAUCAAAGUAUUAUAAAAAGAGCAGGUCCCUAAGCGAUCGCUCAUCUGCGAUUGGAUGCUUGGCUGAGAUCAUUGCUGGGAUGAAGAGCGCCAUUACGCCUUCAACCCAACCCUUGAUGGACCUUUUCUAUACCGCUCUUGGUGAUGAAGAAGCUGAAGUGCAGAGUAACGCCUGCUUCGCCGUCGGUUUACUUGUUGAGCAUUCCGAAACCGACCUUUCACCUCAAUUCCCACAACUUCUAUCUGCCCUCCGACCCAUCUUCAACGUUACGCCUGAUGCGCCUGUGGCAAGGCUGAACGCCAAGGACAACGCUGCCGGUGCUGUUGCACGUCUCAUUUACCGCAACAUUUCAGCAGUUCCUCUCGAUCAGGUUCUGCCUGUCUUCGUUGAGAGCCUGCCACUCAAGCACGACUACCUUGAGAAUCGGCCAGUGUUCAGGACCUUGUUCCACCUCUUCCAGUCCAGCCCCCAGGUUCUCUUUCCCUACAUGGAUCGGCUACUUAUGGUGUUUGCCCACGUUUUGGACCCCAGCUCCUCCGACCAGCUUGGAGAUGAGGCGAAAGCCCAGCUUAUUCAGUUAAUUAGUGUACUGAACCAGGAGAAUCCGGGCAAAAUUCAAGAGGCAGGCUUGAGUGCUUUCGUUCCUGGAGCAUGAGGUUAUGACUUUGCUAUAGAUUUCAUGGUCACAUGAGGUUUACGAAUACUUUUUGCUGUCUUGCUUGUCUGUUCUAUGUUAGAGUAGUUUUUUCUUUUGUUAUUUGUUGUUAACGAUAGUACUUUAUGGGUUAUAAAUUUCACGUGAUCAC
Molecule: messenger RNA, 3430 nt
Organism: Coniophora puteana RWD-64-598 SS2
Lineage: Eukaryota; Fungi; Basidiomycota; Agaricomycetes; Boletales; Coniophoraceae
Product: ARM repeat-containing protein
Exons: 16
Coding region: 34-3279 (1081 amino acids)
Biological process (GO): protein import into nucleus
Cellular component (GO): cytoplasm; nucleus
Molecular function (GO): small GTPase binding; nuclear import signal receptor activity
Source: RefSeq, a predicted model, not a curated record